This is a messenger RNA of Cuculus canorus (common cuckoo), 6561 nucleotides long. RefSeq names its product maturin, neural progenitor differentiation regulator homolog (gene MTURN). Lineage: Eukaryota; Metazoa; Chordata; Aves; Cuculiformes; Cuculidae. The transcript has 3 exons. Bases 31 to 426 code for a protein of 131 amino acids. The record is from RefSeq and is a predicted model, not a curated record. Gene Ontology annotation, cellular component: cytoplasm. Gene Ontology annotation, biological process: positive regulation of megakaryocyte differentiation; regulation of signaling.
GGUGCGGGGCUGGCGGCGGCGGCGGCGGCGAUGGCUUUCGAGGCGCUGGCGGAGGCGGCGGAGCGGUGGUGCGCCCGCACGCCCUUCCAGCUCAUCGCCGCCGAAGAGACGGAGCGGCGAAUGGACUUUUACGCCGAGCCCGGCGUUUCUUUCUACGUGCUGUGCCCGGAGGCCGCCUGCGGAGACAAUUUCCACGUGUGGAGUGAAAGUGAAGACUGCUUACCUUUUCUGCAGCUCGCACAGGAUUACAUCUCAUCCUGUGGGAAAAAAACACUCCAUGAAAUACUGGAAAAAGUCUUCAAAUCCUUCAGACCCUUACUUGGACUUCCAGAUGUUGAUGAUGAUGCAUUUGAAGAGUAUAACGCAGAUGUGGAAGAGGAGGAACCAGAAGCCGAUCACCAACAGAUGGGUGUUAGUCAGCAGUGAUUUUCUGAGAAGCUAAAAAAAUUCGGAAGCCUUUGGUACCAGGUGGGGUCAGGUGGUCCCACAUUAGCCUGUUUGAAUUAGCACAUCACAUGGGGAUAUCUGGCUCCCAGGAUAAAAGUUUUAUGAAAUGGUUUUAAAAAAAUCAUAGUAAUAAUAAUAAUAAUAAUAAUCUGUGAUGAGCUUUGCUAAGAAGCGACCUGAAUUUUGCUCCUGCUUCAGUGGGUUUUCUAUGGAGUUGUCCUGGUAGCAUUCUGCCGUUAUCAGUCUAGAAGUAGUUCUGUCGCUGACUUGUCUCUUUGAUUUGUGUUCAAGGGUAGCAUUCACUGCCAUGAAUGUAGAGUACCAAGAAUGUAGGAAGCACGUGGUGAGAGUGCCAAGUCCUCACCGGUGACCUUUCCGAGGAAGCCAGCGCAGAGGGCACACAAAACCUGCACUUUUCUUUUUAGUUCAAAAGCUAUGUUUUUUGACAAAGUACCAAACUUGGAGGGAUUUCUUCUGAAAAACUACUUUAGUAGUGGUUGGUACUGCAGAAGUGCACAUGAAGGCUUAACAAAAAUAAUGGGAAGCAGGAAAUCCAGGGGAAUAUUGGUGUCAAUAUUAAUGUAUUAAUGUUGUUUUACUGACACCUGAGUUUAAGAAUGCUGGAUUAAUAACUAGGGGUAAUUAAGUAAUUAAUACCAACAGUUCAUGUUACAAUGCAUAACCAACCCUGGUACUCUGACACUAUUUGAUCCAAACCCAAAUGCUAGUGUAUAAAUGAAAUCAAUUAAAAAAUAGCCAUUGCUUAUCCACCUCUGCAUGACUACCAACUUUAAGCUUUACUGAUUUUAAUACACUGCUAAAUUAUUAUUCAAACCUCGCGGCAUUAUGAAUUGAAGUGCAACUUAACUUUAAAGCCAUAAGGGUAUAAACCAGCACCUGGCUCUUAUAAUUAUGCUGGACCUGUUCCUCUCCCUGGGCCUUUGAGCUGGUCCAAGCAUUUACACCUUGUUGGAGAGGAGCUAAAAUACUGCUACUUUGGCUGAUAUAAAAACUAGUGAGGUUUACUUAGCUGGGGACUUGCUCCCCAGAGGGGUUUGGUGGGGUCUUGGUAUAAAGAAGAAGAAGACUCCUCAUAUUUUAUACCUAUUUUGCUUAGAUUUAAGUGACCUGGAUGAGUGCCAGACUGUGAAGAUGUAAGACUUCUUUAUUUACUUGCCUUUUGUACUGAAAAUAGAAGAAGCAAAGGGGGUUCUGUUGUGAUACAGCUGUUUUCCACAAUCAAGCAAAAUGUUUCUAAAUUUACUCCUUUUUUCCAAUUUUUUAAGAAUCAUGAAACGAAAGUCAUAUACUUCAAAAGCCCUUUUAUACAGAAUUAGCUUUAUAAAACCAAAAACUGAGAGAAGAGAAAAUGCUUGGACAACUCCUAGAAACAACUUGCACCGUUUUGGAAACCCUGUUGUUAGCGAUGUCUCCUCUUCAAUAGAUUUUUUUAAGACUUUUUUUUCAAGGUUACUUAGCCACCAAGAAAACUUGCUCUCUUUACGUUUCUGAUGAUGGCUUGCUUAAGAGGUGAAUAGCACUUGAUUUUUUCCAAUCUGGGGCAAAGACCUUCCGUAACUGGGACAGUGUGUAGUACCUGAGUAUGCACAGAAGUGUCUGCAACACUGUAAAAUUUGGAAUUUAAGAAUAUCAAAAAAAAGUGGAGGAGAAACAGAGCUUAAUGUAACUUUGUACAUUCUUUCGGCAUGCAGGCAUAAACAUGGUAGUCGCAGCACAUUUUCUAUGGACUAGUGACGUGAGAACUGUGGCACUUCAUUGUAUAACACUGUACAUCAGCAAUAGGCUUUUUGCUUACUAAAAUAAAGUGUAAGACCAGUGUUUUCCAUCCCUGCUUUAAGUCCCUAAGUUUUUUUUUUUUUCCUUCUCCAGCUAAAACAGAUGCCAUAAAUUAAAUAGAGCCUUGCUUUGGGACAGCCUUUCUCCUUGUAGCAUACAGUUCUUUGGUGGUGGCUCAUACAAGUAGAUCUUUUGAGACUGACUUCCCUCUGGUCUAAUGUAAUGCAAGAUGUAAUUUCCAGUAGCACAAGCUGGAGGCAAAGUCCUACCAUUCAGAUUUGCUUGCCACUUGAACCAAUUUUGCUUAGGUGCAGGUGGCUGGCACGGACGCGCAUGUGCAUGCACCCACAUGCACACCUGCACAAGCCCUGUGCAUUGUGAGCUGGGCUGCGGGGUUGGUCUGGCUGGGAAAUAACCCUCUGCCUUUUCACAAAUGGGCAGUUUUCCAGCCAGAUCAGUCCCACCAUCUGGUUCGGCGCGUGGUGGCACAGAUGAGUGCCAGCACAAGAGAGGGGGAGGUGCGAGAGUUGACAUGGAUGGUAGCUGAAGGACCUGCAGCCAAAGGCACCUUGCACCGUGUUAGGGGUUUAUGGUGGAGGUGCAGACACAAUUUGAACUGGCCAAAGGGCUGUGAAGGAUUGACUCCACAAGGCUCAAUGGAGAACUGGACUCUGGGUGGCAGUGGGAAGGGUGGGAAUUCAUGAAAUGAGGAAAGACUGUAAGAUCCAGUGCUUGUAAUAGCAUACAAGAGGUUGUAAUAUGUGCUGCACUUUGCUGCCUUUCCCUGCAUAUUGAUUGAAUUGUUCAUGAGCGGUUGAGCAUUAAUAUGGUUACAAGCAAACAUACAGCUGUAAAUGAUGUAGAUACAUUUUCUGUAUUCACUAACUCACUUUUUUUUUGGAAUGCUGUAUACCAUUUGGGUGAUCUCCGUACCAGACUGCAAGUGCUGAACACCUGAGGAGCCCUUCUGCAGCUCCCACUCCUGCAAAAUUCCCACUGAAGCCAGCAAGAUGUUGUUGAAAUGGGACCUGCAGGACCGGGCACUCCAGGGAAUGCAUGAGGCUUGAUCUUGCAGAGAGCUGAGCACUCUUGUCCCCUCUCACUUUGCUGCGAGCCGAAUGUGUUGAGCCCUGCUGCUGAACUGAAGCAUGACCAAGCAGUGCGAGAAUAAACUGGAAUUUUAUACAUAGAAAAUUUAAUUUACUUGUGUAUUAAAUGUGAAUGAGUAUUAAUAUAGAAUGUAUUUUAUCAGAAAAUAUUGAUUGCUUACUUUAACCAAAUACAUUUCUGUAUUACUGUGUUACUUGUUCCAUACUUAAAAAAUGAUGCAAGGGAUGUGGAACUAGUUUAGUUGUACUACAAAGUAUUUUUAUAUUUUAUUUGUAUUUUAUUUUUCCCUCACUCCAACCACGUACUGAGGUUAGUAGCCAUUCAGUAGUUAACUGAGGGUAGAGUGACCCAGUGUCUAGGCUACCAGCCUGUGGCACAAGAUUUGCAAACGUAAGCAUAAAUGCUAGAAAGCCUGGGGACUCAGUGAGAAAAUGCAGGUUCAGAGCUCUGCCGUUGCCUUGCCCUGAGCUUUGGGUGGAUCUCGGCAGCUGGGAAUUCAAGGCAGAUCUUCAGUUAUGCAACCCACCCUCCAUGGAAUUCAGUGGGAGUCGGGUAGCUCCUUUGAAAGUCCCACCUUAAGCCUUUUAUAUAAGGGGCUGUCAGUAUUGUUUGCCCACCGAUGUAUAAAGUGCUUUUAGAUCUGUGGGUAAAAAGAGGUGAGUGUUAUCAUUCCCUGUCCCCAUAGUGAACAAUGAGUGAAAGUAUAUAGAAGAGUCUCCUUUCUCCUCCCUCACCUUUCUCACAUAGGAGUUUCAUGCUCUAGCUGAAUAAAAAGAUAACCAAGCAGAGCCUCUUGCGGAACUUGAAUAUGAGUUGUAUGAAUGCUGCGAGCAGAGUGCUGCUUGGGGGAUGAAAAAUACGUGGGAGAAGGCCAGAUUUCAGAAGUGUAACAACUGGUUUGGGUAGCAAGGGCAAGAAUGAGACCCCUUUCAGAGAGAUGCUGGGAUUUCUGAGGCAGCCCAAACCAUCCUCCCAAGUGUUGGAUUUUUGAACCUGUGCAGUUUAUAAAAAGCUGCUCUGGACAUUACUGGGGCCUCGAGUCCUGCUUGAUUAAUGUAUUGAGAUGAUGAGGCAGGAAGGGAUGGAGGAAAGGCAAAUUAGAAAGCCUUCUCUCUUCCCCAACAUUAUUAUUUAUGAUAUUGUGUGAGUAGGUACGAGCAGCAGUCAGGGAGCAGGAAGCUGCUGUAAUAGGUGCACAGUAACAUCUCUUAAAAGGACUUGCUCAUGAGAGGAAAAAUUGGCAGACUUUCUUUGUAAAAACAAGAAUAGCACACCCCAAGCAUGAUGACCUGAACCCUCAUGAACUUCUCCACCUCCUGCUCUGCUCUGCACUGUUUUCCAGGCAGUUUCCCUCUGUACACAGUGCUGUGAUUUUGAAAGUCACAUGCUUGUAAGAAAGUCACUUUUGAUGGGAAUAGCCAGAGUUGGUUUUCCUGCAUCAGUUACCUGCCCGCUAGCUGCUGCAUCUUGGUGCUGUGCCCCAUGCAAGGCGUGCUGUGUGAGGUGCUGGCUGGGGACGGUGGAGAGGAAUUUCUGCUACAGUUUGCCUAGCAGAUAAAUACCCCUUCCCCCUCUGCAAGGUGGGACAUGAGACUGUGACAGAAAUGAUUGCAAUAACAUUGUGGACAUAGCUUUGGAAAGCUUCCAUGUGAGACAGAUUCCCAGCCUCUUUCAACAUUUCUUGAUGUUUCACUGGGAUCUAGAGCUGAAGUCCACAGCUAUUUUACUCAGAGUCAAUAAAGGCAGCGCUUUCUCAGAGGGUGAGGAGAUGGCAUGGGAGAUGUGUUAUUCUUUGAGGACUCAGGAGUGGUCCAUGCCAGACAGAGGCUGUGCAGGAGAGAGCAGUUGUUUUAGGUGCCAAACUCAAGAUCUUUUCACAGGGAGCAGUGCCUAGCCAAAUAAACCAGUCUCUAAAAAUCAUGACGCAUUGAAGCUUGUCAGGCUGGGCAUCCAGAAGAAGAGGCAUCUCUGGCUGCCAGUUGCUGGAGAGCCUGGCCCAGCCUGCAGGGCUCUCAGUGCUGGCUGGUUUCGGUCUGGCCACAGAAAGAUUGAGAAGGAUCCUUUCAAGGGCUCUAGCUGGAUGCCUCGUUCUGCAAAAUGCUGAGCAAAAAGAAAAUCUUUGUUUUAUCUGUUUAAUUCUGGCAGGACCUCCCAUCCUCCCUAGCAGCCAGCUGCAGCUGGGAAGCCUUUGCAUGACAGCCAGGCAGGAGUGACUCAGGGCAAUGGCUCCUACACCCUGUAGCAGACUGGGCUUGAGGCCGUGCCUGCAGAGUCAUUACAAAGGUGAAGGUACAGGCAUGUCACUUCCAAGGCAGAUGUGAAAAUAAGUGUUUCCUUAAAUAUGGGCCUUAGCUCUGACAGGAAAAACACUGAGGGCCGACCCUGUCACCUCAGUAGGUUUUUUUGGACUUCUGAGACUUGCCUAGUUGCAUUGUUGGUGUCUGAUGUCUGUGGCAGGUAUAUGAAGGAAACCAAACAUACAUCACUUACAUGGUGUAUCUUUGACUUUUUUCUCAUUGCUGACUUUUCCUUUGAAGACAGCCCCUAAAGACACGUCUGCAUUAUUGCAAACCCCAGGUUCUACAGUGCUGCAUAGCGCUGCACUGUUAGUAUGAGCUUGGUCAUAAACAAAUACAGAGAUUAACCAAAAGGGUUUUCAUUUAUCUGCAGAAGAAAACUUCAUUGAACUAGUUACUGCUGAUAACAGUUCAGCUCACUGAUUUCACGUAAAAUACAUGGAACUCUGAAACUCCCUUUCCAUACCGACAUGCUGUUGCUCAUGUAGGCAAAGAUCUGUGGUAACACUGCAUGUGAACGAUACCUGCUUUCAUCUUCAGGGCUGGUGGUGGAAAUAUCAGCUCUGGAUUUCAGUCAAUACAAUUUUUUGUCAUCAAGCUUUCCUUUCCUAAUGCAGGGACCAAUCAGACCUCAACACAUCAAGCAGAAACUGUGUUGUGCCACACCAUGCGAAGGCUGUCUUUGAUGUGCUUUCCACCAUUUUUCUGGCUGGAAGAUCCCUCUGUCUUUGGGACUAUAAAGCUGUGAAAUGGGUUGCCAAAGGGUGUUGCCCUUUUGUUCAGUGUUUUAAAGGUGUAAGCCUUCAGUGGAACCCUGUCUUUCUUCCGAUCCUCCUUCUUCUCCCACCACCGAGACAUCAAAUCCAGCAGUGUUGUUACACCACAAGCUUGCCAUUAAAGAGCUUACCAA